This is a messenger RNA of Drosophila willistoni, 1752 nucleotides long. Its product is annotated as putative inorganic phosphate cotransporter. Lineage: Eukaryota; Metazoa; Arthropoda; Insecta; Diptera; Drosophilidae. The coding region runs from base 1 to 1752 and encodes 583 amino acids. Gene Ontology annotation, biological process: monoatomic anion transport; transmembrane transport. The record is from RefSeq and is a predicted model, not a curated record. Gene Ontology annotation, molecular function: transmembrane transporter activity. Gene Ontology annotation, cellular component: plasma membrane. The transcript has 5 exons.
AUGGUUUUGUUCGUAAGCAUCUUAGUCUACUGCAUUUUGGUAUUGGUAACACCUGUUACUGUGACCUGGGGCAGUUGGCAAGCCUUUGUUGUCAUUCGUGUCCUAAUGGGCGCCUUUAAUGGAGUCUUGGUGCCAGGAAUACAACAACAUUUGGCCAAUUGGUCACCGAAGGAGGAGCGUACACGUCUUGGAGCAUUUACCUAUACGGCGUUUGAUUGUGGUGCGAUUUGUGCCAUGUUUGUUACUGGUUUGAUAGCCACUAGUCCAUGGGGUUGGCCUGGCAUUUCUUAUGUGGGCGGCAGUUUGGGUCUUUCAUGGUGCAUACUUUGGUUAGCCUUUGGAGCCAAUAAUCCUGGUGUAUCCAAGUGUAUUGGGGAAAAAGAAUCUGCGUAUAUAUUAAGAUCCCAACCAGCCAAGGAUUCAGCUAAAAUACCCAUACCCUGGCGGGCCAUCUUCAGUUCAACACCUUUUAUAGCGCUAGUAGUCACACGUUGCUGUGGGCCCCUAAUCGGCGUGCGACAUGUACAGAUUGGACUUUUAUUUAUAUGCAUUUCGGUGUCAUAUUUCUCUAAGGUGAAUGUGGCCAUCUCUUUGGUGGCCAUGACAGAUGCAGCUUCUGCAAAUCCAAAUCAAAAGGAAUUCGAUUGGUCUGCAGCGGAAAAAUCAUAUAUCUUAUCCAGUUUUUAUUGGGGCAAUGUAAUGACUCAGUUUUUGGGUGGCUACUUUUGUCGGUUUUUCGGCGUUAAAAUGGUUUUGUUUGUAAGCACACUCAUAUACUCAAUUUUGGUAUUGGUAACACCCGUCACUGUGACCUGGGGCAGUUGGCAAGCCUUUGUUGUCAUACGUGUCUUAAUGGGCGCCUCUCAGGGCUUCUUGGUGCCAGGAAUACAACAGCAUUUGGCCAAUUGGUCACCGAAAGAGGAGCGUACACGUCUUGGAGCAUUUACCUAUACGGCAUUCGAUUGUGGUUCGAUUUGUGCCAUAUUAGCCACUGGUUUGAUAGCCACUAGUCCAUGGGGUUGGCCUGGGAUUUCUUAUGUGGCCGGCAGUUUGGGUCUUUCAUGGUGUACAAUUUGGUUAGCCUUUGGAGCCAACAAUCCUGGUGUAUCCAAGUGUAUUGGGGAAAUAGAAUAUGCCUACAUAUUGAAAGCACAACCAGCUAAGGAUUCAGCAAAAAUACCCAUACCCUGGCGGGCCAUCUUUACCUCAAUACCCUUUAUAGCGCUGCUGAUCACACGUUGCUGUGGUAUCUGGAGUGUUACGAUAUUGCAAACAGAAAUACCCUCAUAUUUGGGAUAUGUAUUAGAAAUGAAUAUCAAACAGAAUGCCUUAUACUCGGCAUUACCAUUUCUUGCAUUAAGUUUACUUGGCAUGAGCUUUCUCAGUGUCGAGCAUAAGACUUGGGCCAUUAUCUUAAUGACUUUGGGACAAAGUGCCUAUAGUGGGGCUACUAUAGGAAGUGCAUUAAACUCAAUUGAUUUAUCACCGAAUCAUGCUGGAAUUAUCACCGGAAUUAUCAAUACUUCAAAUGCCUUGGUGGCCCUUUGUGUACCCCUCUUGGUGGGUGUAAUCAUAACAGAUGUGAGCAAUCGUUCACAAUGGCAAAUUAUCUUUGGAAUUACCGCCUUGAUCUAUAUUUGCGGUAGUAUAAUUUAUAUCAAGUGGGGCUCAGCGGAAACUCAACCCUGGAACGAUGUGGAUUAUCUUAAGAGAGGAGUUUAUAUACAGCCAAGUAGACAGAUGUUGGCUUAG